Messenger RNA from Pestalotiopsis fici W106-1, 1581 nucleotides. RefSeq lists its product as uncharacterized. Gene Ontology annotation, biological process: amino acid transmembrane transport. Gene Ontology annotation, molecular function: amino acid transmembrane transporter activity. Gene Ontology annotation, cellular component: vacuolar membrane. The coding region runs from base 1 to 1581 and encodes 526 amino acids. Lineage: Eukaryota; Fungi; Ascomycota; Sordariomycetes; Amphisphaeriales; Sporocadaceae. The record is from RefSeq and is a predicted model, not a curated record. The transcript is spliced from 10 exons.
AUGGCUUUCGACACGGCUUCUGAUCCCCCUUCCAAGGGGAUCGCUGAUGAGCGAGGCGCCAAUCUUGUCGCCGAGCCAGGUAUCCCGCGAGGUCGCGCCGCCUGGUUUGGCGGCCCCAAUGUUCGAAUUGGCCCGCGCAUUGCACCUAUAGUCGCCCCCAUUGGCUCCGAAACUGCCGCCACAUCAAGCAGCGAUCUCAGCAAUGCCGAAGAUAUCAUGCUCAAGCAAAAGAGUGACGAGGAGAAUUGCGCUAUCCAGUACCGCACUUGUAGUUGGCAAAAGACUGCUGCACUCUUAUUCUCCGAAUACAUUUGUUUGGCCAUUAUGAGUUUUCCCUGGUCAUACAGUGUUCUUGGCCUGGUGCCUGGACUCAUCCUCACUGUUGUACAGGCUCUGCUCGUCCUCUACACUUCAAUCAUCUUGUGGGAGUUUUGUUUGAGACAUCCCGAGGUUCGCGACGUGUGUGAUAUCGGUCAAAUGCUCUUUUGGAACCAAAAAUGGGCUUGGUGGUUUACAGCCGUCAUGUUUGUUUUGAACAAUACCUUUAUUCAGGGCCUUCAUGUUCUCGUUGGAGCCAAGUACAUCAACACCAUGAUUGGUUCGGGGGAUCCAGGCGUGUCUUGCCAGACUGUUUCUUUUGGAAUCAUCGUUGCCCUCAUUUCUUGGCUCUGCUCUCUGCCUCGAACAUUCGACAUGCUUUCCAAGCUAGGAACUGCUUCAGCCUUUUUCACGUUCAUCUCGGUCAUUCUAGCCACCAUUUUUGCCGCCAUUCAAGCUCACCCGGCCACAUAUACCGAAGAAUUGGGCAAUCCAAUCGUCACGGCCAUUCCAAUUGCCGGUACAACCUUUGUCUCUGGUCUCAAUGCGUUUCUCAACAUUAGUUAUACUUUUAUCGGUCAAAUUACGCUGCCCAGUUUCAUUGCCGAGAUGAAGGAACCCAGAGACUUUCCAAAGGCUUUGUGGGCCUGCACGAUUCUCGAAAUCCUCGUCUUCAGUAUCGUGGGAGCUGUUGUGUAUGCCUAUGUUGGCAACCAGUACAUGACUGCGCCUGCAUUUGGAUCGCUCGAACCCCUGUUCAAAAAGAUUUCAUUCUCAUUCAUGAUCCCGACAUUGAUCUUUCUGGGCGUUCUUUACGCCUCGGUUUCGGCCCGGUUCAUCUUUUUCCGCAUCUUCCAAAACUCUCGCCACAAGAAUGAACAUACCGUGGUUGGCUGGGUCAGCUGGUCUGGAAUUCUUUGCAAGUACCCCGUGGCCACCUGGAUUUUGGCUUUCAUUAUUGCCAACGUUAUUCCAUUCUUCAGCUCAUUGCUCUCUCUCAUGUCUUCGCUUUUUGACUCAUUCUUUGGCUUCAUCUUUUGGGGAGUGGCAUACUUUCGCAUGCGACGGGCCGAUGGAUCGGUUGCCAUUACGGGAGAUCGCUCGUUCCGUGGCUGGUUUGAGGGUGCGCUCAACAUUAUUAUAAUCAUUACUGGAUUCUUUUUCUUGACCGCCGGAACAUAUGCUUCAGUCGAGGGCAUAUUACUUGAAUUCGAAGCCGGCACCGUCGGCAGCGUUUUCCAGUGCACGAGUAAUGGUAUUUAA